Molecule: messenger RNA, 690 nt
Organism: Pistacia vera
Lineage: Eukaryota; Viridiplantae; Streptophyta; Magnoliopsida; Sapindales; Anacardiaceae
Product: pectinesterase inhibitor 10-like
Exons: 2
Coding region: 27-638 (203 amino acids)
Biological process (GO): negative regulation of catalytic activity
Molecular function (GO): enzyme inhibitor activity
Source: RefSeq, a predicted model, not a curated record
CUGUAACAUCCUGAGAUAUAGAGAGGAUGGCAAGUUCAUUUUUGAGCCCUGCAUUAGUACUUUUAUUCAUUCUUCUUAGUUUCUCGGCCAACAAAACCUUAAGCACAACAAUGCUUGCCAGUAAAACAAACACAGAGUACAUAAAAAUUGCAUGUGAUGCAACAAUGUAUCCCAAAUUGUGCUACCACUCCCUUACAAUCUACGCAAACAAAAUCAAAACCAACCCUAAAGAAUUAGCAACUACUGCCCUCAACAUAACCCUCAAAGCCACGAAAUCAACAUCAAGGAUGAUGAUCAAGAUGUCUAAAAUUCCAGGGUUGAUGCCUAAAGAGGCAGUAGAAGCAAUGACAGAUUGCAUAGAGGUGAUAAAUGAUUCGGUAGAUGAGCUCCAACAGUCUAUAGAGGAAAUGGGUGAUAUUAAAAGCUCAAAUUUUGGGGUGAUAAUGAGUGAUAUUCAAACAUGGGUAAGUGCAGCAUUAACGGAUGAGGAUACUUGUAUGGAUGGACUUAAAGGUAAGCCAAUGAACACAAAUGUGAAGACCAUGCUCCGGAGACACGUUGUUAAAGUUUCUCAUUUGACGAGCAAUGCCUUGGCUCUAGUAAAUACUUAUGCCUCUACCAACCCAGCAUCGCCAUAGUCAUUUAACAACCAACCUUCUUCUUCUUACCGUGAUGCCUGGAUUCGUCAAU